Molecule: messenger RNA, 411 nt
Organism: Drosophila innubila
Lineage: Eukaryota; Metazoa; Arthropoda; Insecta; Diptera; Drosophilidae
Exons: 2
Coding region: 1-279 (92 amino acids)
Source: RefSeq, a predicted model, not a curated record
AUGGUUUCUCUAUCACUUCUUUUGGCUCAUCCAGCAAGAAAAUAUCCAUUGAUACAAACGGCAGCUGAUAUGCGUUAUUUGCACGAUUUGAAUGUACAAAUAUCCCAGAAGCGUCGAUCGGUCAGCGUAUCGAAGCAAAUGGACCGCGAUCUCUGCAAUCAGCACUUUGACACAUUCGAAACAUUCUGGGGAAGACCGGGACAUGGAGCACCUUCUGGUGAUAAGAUAAACAAAUUGAAAUUGGAUAAUUUACUCUAUGGCGCUCCAGAUACAUCGUAAGAAUCCAAAAAAUAAUUCAAAUGGCUACAUUGAAUUGAAUUUUGCCAGCUUGCCACGUUUGCAAGUUGCACAAAGUUUAACAUUCUUCAGUCAACUCCAAUAGGAUUUUAAAAAUGUCCUAAUGUUAGUUUU